This is a messenger RNA of Pseudopipra pipra, 1984 nucleotides long. RefSeq names its product sterile alpha motif domain-containing protein 1-like. The transcript is spliced from 3 exons. The record is from RefSeq and is a predicted model, not a curated record. Bases 146 to 445 code for a protein of 99 amino acids. Lineage: Eukaryota; Metazoa; Chordata; Aves; Passeriformes; Pipridae.
GACGCGGCAGGGGCCAGGCUCACAGCCCGGCCUUCGGGGCCUGGGCAGACGGCGUUCGGCGGAGCGCGGCCGGGGCCCUCCAUCUCCCGCCCGACCCCGCGCUCGCUCUCCCGCUCUCCGCGGUGGAGACCCCGGGACAAGGCCGAUGCCCCGCUCGCCCUCGGCCGCCCCCGCCGAGGCUCAUCCUCCCCGCCGCCCGCCGUACCUCGUCCCGCCGCCCUCCGACCUGCCCCAGCCCCGCCUCCCGCGCCCGGCGGGCACCGUGUGGCGCCGCGGUCCCGUCUGGCUGGCCCAGCCCCGGCUCGGCCCCUCGGGAGGCUCUGCCGCCGUUAUGGCGGCGCCGCGGCCCGGCCCGCCCGCAGCGCCGCUGGCGGAGCGGAGGCUGGUGGCGCUUGGCGAGGCCGGGCCGCGGGGAGACGAGUGGUGGGUGAAAAGUUGUCGGUGAGCCGGCAGUGCCCUUGCGGCCGGGAAGCAAAUGGUAUCCUCGGGUGCAUUGGGAAGAGCGUGGCCAGCAGGUCGAGGGAAGUGAUCCUCGCCCUCUACUCAGCCCUAGUGAGGCUGCAUCAGGAGUUCUGGGCUCCUUAGAAAGACAUGGAGAGGGUCCAGCGGAGGCCACGAAGAUGAUGAGAGGUCUGGAGCAUCUCCCUUAUGAGGAGAGGCUGCUGGAGCUGGGCCUGUUUAAUCUAGAGAAGAGAAAACAGAGGGGAUCUCACUAAUGCAUACAAAUAUCUCAAAGGCGGGUGUCAAGAGGAUGGUGCCAGACUGUUCUCGGUGGUGCCCAGCAACAGGACAAGGAACAAUUGCAAUAAACUAAAUAGCAAUAAACUAAAACACAAGAAGUUUCACCUCAAUAUUGAGGAAGAACUUCUUUACAUUGAGGGUGGCAGAGCACUGGAACAGGCUGCCUGGGAAGGUUGUGGAGUCUCCCUUUUUGGAGACAUUCAAAACCCACGUGAACACAUUCCUGUGUCACCUGCUCUAGGUGACCUUGCCUUGGACUAGAUGAACUCCAGAGGUCCCUUCCAACCCUAACAAUUCUAUGAUUCUGUGAGAUGGGCCUGUGCUGGCACAGGGCAGUGUGGCUGCGCACUGUGAUUGUCGGGGCUCCUCUGCAGCAGCACCCAGCUCAUGGGUGGCAUCUCCUGCCUGUUGAGACUCCUGAUCCAGCCCUUCAACCAGCGGAAAGAUCUGAGGCUUAUUUUACUCUUUGAAGCUCAACCCCCCCCCGCCCCCUUGCCAUGUUUGGGAUGGAAGUACUCAUGAUGGAUGUUUGGGAUGGAAGAGUUAUGUCUGCAGAGCUGCUUGUCUCCAAAGGGCACCCAUCCCAUGGAGACCAGGGUGAGAGUGGUGCCUGCAGCACGUCACAGACACCCUGUAACCCAGUGAUGAGCACUCACUGCUGUGCCAGGCACCCCUCUGACCCUCACAGGUUCCUCUCUCUCUCCUCACCUGCAUCUUUUGAAACUCUGAGGGCUGUCUGCAUGAAGUCAGUGUUUAACUGCUCUGAUACAAACCCACUGCAAGUGAGCUUCCAAGUCUGUCUGCUUGGUGGAAAACAGAACUGUUCUCAUCUGACUAGUGUUUGUGGGAAGGAACACUGAAGGCUACAUGAAGUGACUGCAUUCAGAGAAGGUGAGACAUGGAAGACAAGGAGAUAACUUGGAAAAGUAGACUUGGAACAGACAAAAGGAACCCCGGCAGAGAGCUGGGGGGACACAAAGUAUGUGAAGACUGGGGUGGAAAUCAAAGGAUGAGGAGGAGACUGAAGCACAGCAAAGAACAAAGGCAACUAGGAAGUGGCAUAUGGGGAAAGGAUGUGAAGGAACUCAUUUUAGCCUCUCUUUGCACAUUAUUCUGAGCUCACUUUAGAACACUUGAGCUCACUCAGAAGGCCUUCCCUUUCCUUCUGACACUGUCAUGGUGAACGUUAUAAAAAAAGCACCAAAACUUCACAAAAUAAAGUAUUUGUUGAACACCCCUAAAA